Messenger RNA from Hylaeus volcanicus, 2404 nucleotides. RefSeq lists its product as uncharacterized. Lineage: Eukaryota; Metazoa; Arthropoda; Insecta; Hymenoptera; Colletidae. The transcript is spliced from 3 exons. Bases 213 to 2402 code for a protein of 729 amino acids. The record is from RefSeq and is a predicted model, not a curated record.
UUACUUUACACUAUCAAAAUGGUAAAUUUUUUCUUAUAUCUUUUUUUAUUUGGUCAUCUUUUUAAUCUAAAGAAAUAGCCAACGAAUCGAGUUUUCCAAAGGCAACCCCUUCUUCCCGCUUACCUUUAGAAAACGUGCCCUUUGUUUUAUUUCAUGUGCAAUCUUCAGACAGCCAACGGAACACUUUUUUGUCUUCUCUUACAAAUCAUAUCAUGAGUUUUUUACAACAAAUAAGUGAUCCUAUGCGUGUUACCCACACAAAUGAAACUUCCCGUUAUCUUGUUCAAGUUGUGAAUACACAUUCUCUGUCUUCUCCUGCUGCACAAUUAUCCGUUUUUCAAAUCGACUCAGCUGCCCCUGAUCGUGUUUCUACUGAAAUUGUAUGGGAGUGUCAGCUGCCUUUAAAACAUGUGGUCACUCACCUCGCUAUUUUAAAUACAAAAGGUUCCUUACAAAAAAAAGGUCUUAAUGACUCUUACUGCGUUCUUGAUUGUUCAACUGUUCCUUCUUUAGACACUGACGAAAUUAUUGACAUGGAUCAUUUUGAUAGAUUCAAAAAUCUAAGACAGUCUUCAGAUGAAAAACAAAUAGUACAAAUGCCGCGAGAAUUGUCAAAUAUGCCAUCUCCUUUAGUAUUUUCAACUGCUCUAGAAGAUAAUCAACAAGAAAAAUAUACUACUUCUUUAUAUCCGUCUGUUGAUCAUGAAUCUGAUGAGACGAAGGAAGUAAAAGGCCAUGACACUGUACCGUGGCUUGUUGUUCUUGUGUCAACAAUUGUUGACGAUAGUGAAAAAUGCCACACAAUCACAACAGACUCCCCGUCUUAUUUAUCUGCAUUUGGUAUAGCGACGGGUCUAACAUAUUUAAAAACAAUUCCUUUAAAGUAUGGGUUAGUUUCUGAAAUUCUGUUAAGUUCAAAUUUAAGACAAUGUUUUCAACCAAACAUUGCGGCAUUGACUAACGAUAUAAAAACAAAUAAUCUUUUUGGUUUACUAACAUACUCAGGACAACUUUAUCUUAUUGAAAAUAUCUCUGUAGACCCUCAAACUGCUUUAAAAGACCCUUUUGAAAAAACGUGUACAACCACACGUUUCCAACAAAAGUGCUUACAUCUUCAUGCAUUGGUCUCACAUCAUCAAAUAGGAGUCAAAUAUGUUAAAUUAUUUCAAACACCAUCGAAAUCUAUUAGAGUUUGUGUUUUCUUUUCAAAUGGUGUUGCUUACUGCUAUGAUGAAUAUAAUAUAGCGCAUCGUUUAGAUACUCUGGACUUCCCGCCUUCGGACGCGUCUUGUGCUCUACAGCGCUCUCCAUUUACUCCUUCUGAUCUAUCGAUUUCUCUUGUUAAAGACACAACGAUCGCAUGCUUUGACUCUGUUGCGUUACUUCAAGAGGAAAGUUGGAGACAUCAUUUAUUACAUAAACAAAGAGAAACAGAAGACCCUUUUAAAACAUCCCCCAUAUCUCUUGCGAACAUUUUAGUAAAUUGCCUUCAAAAAUCUUGUUUAAUGGAAUCUCUUGGUAUCACGGAUACAUCGUUCUCUCUUCAGCAUUUACCCCUGGAACAUCUUUGUUCCACAAACACUACAACAACACAAGAUGUCUCUGAAUCCCCAGCGUUACAAACAGCAAAACUAUUAACAUGUUUUACAUUAGACCAUUUAUGCCAUCAGGUCACAACUUCAACAUUGCUUGCGUCAAAAGAGGAAUACCUUUACUGGAUGAUGCUUCUUUGUAUUUACUGUGCUAUUAAUGAAAAGGAAAAAAUUUUGUAUACCUUGUUUAACUCCUGUCUUACAAGUAUGUAUGAAGAGUGUAAAAAAACGUUUUGCAAAGAAACAUUUCAUGAAAUACGAAACCCUUUAAAAUUUCACCCAUCCUUUCAUCCAGUCAAUUCCAAUCAAGACUCGUUGAGUUAUUGUGAGGAUUCCUCUACUUGGUCAACUCUUUCUUCAUGUCCUAUGCAGGAAUGUUCCUCGCAUACUCGACAAGCUGAAAAAGACUCCUAUGAAACUUUUAUUUUUGUUUACUGGAUGGAUUUAAAAAUUCUUUAUGAUAUGAAUUUAUCGCCCGCUUGUUUGUUUUUUGAUUACAUUAUCAAAACGCUACUUCCAUCUUCAGCUUGGAAACAUUUUACUUUAGAUGACAAGCACCGUGUUCUCUUUCCUUUUUAUUCCCCGCCGACGUCACAAGAUGCUUACACGUCACAAGUUCAUAUAGAAGAAACAAAAAGGUUCGAUCCUUUUUACCAUGUCAUUCGUAACGUGUUAAAAAAAAAUGAUCAAGCAGCAAUACCUGCCCUUGUUACUGAAAACCAAUUACAAACAUUAAUUCAUUUAUUUGAAACUAUGAAACAAAAAAUCAACAAACUUCAAAUACCCACAACAUGUAGCCGGAAUCUCUAAAA